ACUUUCGCCAGAGCUCUCAAUGCUGAAGAUUUUGAUUUCAUUACGACUGAAGUGAAAUUUCCUUCUACAACGACGACCAUGGCACAGCUGUUGGCAGCGUAUCUAAUGAGCUCAGCUCCAGGAAAAGAUGUCAGCCAAAUGCGGAAAGUCUGUGAUACAUUCAAUGCACAUGUCGGACCGCUCUUUGAUCAGAUAAACAGAGGCGCACGACGAGAUGUCGGUCGUGGACGAGAUAGAGAAGACCAAGCGCGUGCAGCUACAAUACUUGAGUUGACGAGAUUCCUCAAACUUAUUCGGGUAAAAACUCAAUUUUUUGGGAAUGUAUUUUCGUUUUAA
This is a messenger RNA of Strongylus vulgaris, 336 nucleotides long. Lineage: Eukaryota; Metazoa; Nematoda; Chromadorea; Rhabditida; Strongylidae. The record is from the annotation of a GenBank genome assembly.